CGUGAAUUGGAUGGCCUGCGAUGGCCGCUGUUAACAACGUGAAAUCUUUACGAUCUCCUUUCAUACCGUAUUUAAACCCAAUCAACGCAUGUGAACAACUCGGCCCCUCAUCGUCCGUCGGAAAUUGGGACGACAAUUCCGCGGGAUAAAUCGUUUUCUGUCAAAAAUUUGGGCCCAUUCAAGUGUCGUUUCAAAAAGCAACUCGUACGAAAUGACGGAGCCACAUAACAGAAACUAUCGGGAAGACUCGAGGGGAAAUGUUCUUAGAAAUCAUUCGUGGAGUAAUGGGCCCGACAGCGAGGAUGAACUGGCUGGUGAAAAUGGAUUGCUUGAUGAAAAUAUGACCAGUCCAAGAUAUCAAUCAAGUGUAGCAGAUUCACUCGUAUGUAAUAUGACAAUAUUUUCAGAAGAAAAGAUGCGUAGGAAACUGAAGUUCUUCUUUAUGAACCCUAUUGAAAAAUGGCAAGCGAAACGUCGUUUUCCAUAUAAAUUUACUGUUCAAGUCAUUAAGAUUGUAUUGGUUACUAUACAGCUGUGUCUAUUUGCUCAUAACAAUUACAUGCAUGUAAACUAUGCUUGGGAUAAUCGAGUAGCUUUCUCACACCUAUUUCUCAAAGGAUGGGAUGCUACACAAGAGGUACCAGUUUAUCCACCAUCAACAGGCCCCUUGGCAAUUUACAGACAAGACGAUUUCUUUAGUACAAUUGAUUAUGCUCUAGAUGGUUACUAUAAUCUUAGUAAUGCAAUUGGAUCUUAUUCAUAUACUGCAGAAGACAACUCAGUAGGCCUGGUUGUACUAUGCUUAUAUCAUUACAAAGAAGGUAUUAUUUUUGGCUUCAACGAAAGUUAUGUUUUUGACAAAGAAGUCACAGAAACGUGUAUAAAUAUAACUCAUCAAUUUUACAAGGCAUAUACCACGUCAAAGCAUUUAUUGUCUGCAAAAGAAAUCCAUGUAAAUUUCUCAGCCCUUGUUAGGGCCCACGUAAAAUUCGCCUUAAAAACAGUCAACUUGAAAGCUGCUGGGCCCAUGACACCGCCAGAUUGUUAUCAGUUUAAUGUUAUUAUCGAUUUGGACAAUCGAGAUUUCGACGGACAAAUUUUACUCUCCUUAGAUGCAGAACCAAAGAGAUUAGAGUGCAAAGGCGAUACACGUUAUAUCACGGAUAAUCGUAUUGAGUCAGCUUUAAGGACGUUACUAAAUUUGCUUGUAAUUUUGAUUUGUAGUGUGUCUUUGAUUUUAUGCUCAAGAGCUAUAUACAGAGCGCAACUGUUGAAGUUCGAAACCAUGAAUUUCUUCAAGAAAACGUAUGGCAAGACAUUGAGCCUUGAAGGAAAAUUAGAGUUUUUAAAUUUGUGGUACGUAAUGAUCAUUGCAAACGACCUUCUAAUUAUCAUGGGCUCGGCCAUAAAAGAACAAAUCGAACGGAAACAAUUCGGCAGUGAUCAUUGGAACGUGUGUAGCAUAUUUCUAGGAACUGGAAAUUUACUUGUUUGGUUCGGCGUACUGCGGUAUCUCGGUUUCUUUAAAACGUACAACGUUGUUAUUUUGACGUUGAAGAAAGCUGCCCCGAAGGUGGCACGAUUUUUAAUAUGCGCGAUUCUUAUUUAUGCUGGCUUCACGUUCUGUGGCUGGUUAAUCUUAGGUCCGUAUCAUAUCAAAUUUCGUUCACUCGCGACAACCUCUGAAUGCUUGUUUGCACUUAUAAAUGGCGACGACAUGUUCGCCACGUUUACAAUAACAUCAUUCAAAUCACCAAUGAUGUGGUGGUACUCUAGGAUCUAUUUAUACACGUUCAUUUCAUUGUACAUUUACGUGGUUCUAAGUUUAUUCAUUUCUGUGAUAAUGGACGCCUAUGACACGAUCAAGAUUUAUUACCGCGAUGGGUUCCCGAAAAACGAUUUGCAAACUUUUAUAGCGUCAUGUACAGACGAGGCAUCCAGCGGUCUUUAUAGGGAUGAUUCUAAGAGCGAUCUUACAGACCUUCUUGAUCGUUUUUGUUGUUGUCGGAAAAGACCCUUUUAUGGGUCAUUCUCAGGGUCGAAUACAGAAUUCCCAACAAAAUCGGAAGAAACAUGCGGAGGAGCAAUCUGUAUAUAG
Dufourea novaeangliae is the source of this 2098-nucleotide messenger RNA. RefSeq names its product mucolipin-3-like. The record is from RefSeq and is a predicted model, not a curated record. Gene Ontology annotation, molecular function: NAADP-sensitive calcium-release channel activity. The coding region runs from base 212 to 2098 and encodes 628 amino acids. The transcript has 4 exons. NCBI's taxonomy places the organism in Eukaryota, Metazoa, Arthropoda, Insecta, Hymenoptera, Halictidae. Gene Ontology annotation, cellular component: plasma membrane; lysosomal membrane.